CCAAGGAAUUUCUGCUCCAGCUGAUUCGGUCGCCAUCUUUGUCGUGAACAUAAACAACCCCAGCGAGUCGCGCUGGCGUCCGAUGUACCGCUGCUGCCCGGGACACGGCGACCACAGCUCGCAUCCACCGCAGCGCCGAUCUUUGAGAAGCGAAGAUGGCAGCCGCUCUGGGGACCUGAGCCACUGUGUUAGCCGGGAUGGGGACCGUGUGUCGUUUGCCUCACCGAGAGGGAGCGGAGGUUUAAAGGGGGCGGGGAGGGCAGCAGAGGGACGGUGCUGUCCGUCAGCCCUGAAGACAUGGACCAGGAGUACGAGAGACGGCUGCUCAGGCAAAUCAACCACCAGAACCUGCCGACAGAGACCCGACUGUCAAAGUGUGUGAGUGCGACCUGCAGUCCUGUCAGUGUUAAGUCGGGCGAUCGUUUCAUUCCCACUCGAGCUGGAAGCAACUGGAGCAUCAACUUCCACUAUGCUAAUGAGAACUGUCGCUCUCCCAGUCAGAACCAUAAAGCGAAGGACGCCAGCUCCGACUCCAGCAAAGACACUGUGGCGUAUGCCGCCCUGUUGAGGAACGAGUUGCUGGGUGCGGGUAUAGAGGCGGUGCCGGACCCUCACACAGACGACCGGCGACACGCAGUCCUCUCUCAAGACUCUCACAGCGUUUUUAGGUACACUGUCCACACUAAGAGAGUGCCUUUUGAUAGCGAUAAUGAAGUCUCACCCUACUCCCUCUCUCCACUUAGUAACAAGAGCCACAAGCUGCUCCGUUCUCCUCGGAAACCAGCCCGGAAGAUCUCCAAGAUCCCCUUCAAGGUGCUGGACGCUCCGGAGCUGCAGGAUGACUUCUACCUCAACCUGGUAGACUGGUCAGCAGGUAACCUGCUCAGUGUCGGCCUGGGAGCCUGCGUCUACCUGUGGAGUGCCUGCACCAGCCAGGUGACUAGAUUAUGUGACCUUUCAGUGGACGGAGACUCCGUCACAUCAGUGUGUUGGAACGAGCGGGGAAGUCUAGUCGCUGUUGGAACUCACAAGGGGUACGUUCAGAUCUGGGACGCAGCCGGAGGAAGGAAGCUGACCAGUCUGGAGGGUCACUCGGCACGUGUAGGUGCUCUGGCAUGGAAUGGGGAGCAGCUGUCGUCGGGAAGCCGGGACAGAGUGAUCCUCCAGCGGGACAUCAGAACCCCGCCUUCUGGUGAGAGGAGGCUGCAGGGUCACCGGCAAGAAGUAUGUGGUCUCAAAUGGUCUCCUGACCACCAGCACCUAGCGUCUGGAGGCAACGAUAACAAGUUACUGGUGUGGAACAGCUCCAGUCUGCUCCCUGUGCAGCAGUACAGUGACCACCUGGCUGCAGUCAAGGCCAUCGCCUGGUCGCCGCACCAACACGGGCUGCUGGCGUCAGGGGGCGGCACCGCCGACCGCUGCCUACGCUUCUGGAAUACACUGACGGGUCAGGCCCUGCAGAGCACAGACACCGGCUCCCAGGUCUGCAACCUGGCCUGGUCCAAACAUGCCAACGAACUGGUGAGCACUCACGGCUACUCUCAGAACCAGAUCCUGGUGUGGAAGUAUCCGUCUCUAACACAGGUGGCCAAGUUGACAGGACACUCUUACAGAGUGUUGUAUCUGGCUGUGUCACCUGAUGGAGAGGCCAUCGUAACAGGAGCCGGGGAUGAGACACUACGUUUCUGGAAUGUCUUUAGUAAGACACGCUGCACCAAGGAAUCAAAGUCAGUGCUGAACCUCUUCACACGAAUACGAUAGUGAACGGCCCGUGUCAGGACCGGUUCAGGAGGAAGCCUGUGGUUGAACUGCACAGUCGCCCCGGCGACACACUCACAGACCAGCCGCCAUCUCAGCGCCAUCAUCAUCAUCAUCAUCAUCAUCAACAACAACUGUCGCCGUUCAGACAGCUCUUCUCGAGGCCUCUCUUUUCUACACCGUCACAACUUGAGCGCUGCUGUCCCUCGCAGUGAUAUCACUGACUUCAAAAGCGAACACGCGGCCCUAUCGGCGGGACAUGUCGUCUGCUUACACAAAACAAAACAAAAACGUGGAUUUGUUGUUUUCUCUUUCGUUGUGUGAUUAAGUUGUUUUACUCUCUAUUAGCAGAAGUGGUCAUCUUCAAAAGUUCUACGCUAUAUCAUGUAACAGCAUCACAUUUAAGGAAAAAAAAAUAACCAGAAGAUGUCGACUCAGCGCGGGUGGGGAGGGUUUCUAUAUUUUGAUAAUGUGUGAAAAUGAUCGACAGCAGUAAACGACAGAAGAAAAAACAAUAAACGAGUGAACAUGCACACAGUUGCUCGUGCAGCUGGGAAGAGAGA
Solea senegalensis (Senegalese sole) is the source of this 2321-nucleotide messenger RNA. RefSeq names its product fizzy/cell division cycle 20 related 1b (gene fzr1b). The record is from RefSeq and is a predicted model, not a curated record. NCBI's taxonomy places the organism in Eukaryota, Metazoa, Chordata, Actinopteri, Pleuronectiformes, Soleidae. Gene Ontology annotation, molecular function: ubiquitin ligase activator activity; protein binding; anaphase-promoting complex binding. Bases 298 to 1761 code for a protein of 487 amino acids. The transcript has 14 exons. Gene Ontology annotation, biological process: positive regulation of anaphase-promoting complex-dependent catabolic process; anaphase-promoting complex-dependent catabolic process; positive regulation of ubiquitin protein ligase activity. Gene Ontology annotation, cellular component: anaphase-promoting complex.